Molecule: messenger RNA, 1177 nt
Organism: Toxorhynchites rutilus septentrionalis
Lineage: Eukaryota; Metazoa; Arthropoda; Insecta; Diptera; Culicidae
Exons: 2
Coding region: 568-972 (134 amino acids)
Source: RefSeq, a predicted model, not a curated record
UGACGCUUCCAACGCGGUAUGACAUUUGUUAAUCUGACAUCUCUGUCAAAAGUGAUGGGGUUGCCAGAUGCUUCCACUUUAAAUGGCCCACCCUGUACUUACAUAGUCUCCUACACUCAUCUAACAGCAACUAUAAUCGUGCCAUUCUUCUUCGGGUAUACUGUGAAUCGAGCCAUCUAGUAUUUCCGUAGAAAUCAAACGAACCCGUAGAUCUGGCAUCUCUGGGUACCGCAAGGAGGUUUGGGAUAACCAAUAUAUGAACAUUCAAUUGCACAAUCGAUGAAAAAUUAGAAUAAGACUGACGCUAUGAAAAAGAGUAAACAAAUCAACAUAAAUGGCAUGAGUGUAUUCUACCCCAAAAAAGGAAACACCGAAACACUUUCACUGAAUUCAACUUCGGUAGGUGGGGAUAAAAAAUACCGAUAAGUAUCAUUCGGUUGUUUGGCCACCUUCCUCGUGUUUCAUCAUACGUACAGAGUUUGGGCAAUAAACAGAACAAAAUAAAUUGAGUUCCAUUACUGCUAGCCAUUGAACCAUUUCCGUCGAUGUGGUAACAUCGUCUCAGGAAUGGAACUCUACAUCAGGCUAUCCAUUCUGUUCACCGUUGUGGCGGCCUUCGAUAGACUCCUGCACGGGGAGCCCGGAGUUGUUCAAAUUUGGCCCAAUAAAUCACACUUCACCACUCAUCAUCACGAUGAUGGGCAUUUUGGGUCCAAUCAGGCUGCACUCGGUGGACUGCGGCUAAGGAAAUCGGGCCGGGUCGAUUCGAUUUCGAAUGUUGGGGACGAAACCGCAUUCAACCUUGUUCACGGGUCGUAUUCGUACCUUGACGAGUACGGGGUUCCGGUGACCGUGCGAUAUACGGUUGACGAGAAAAGCUACGGACCGCACUUGCCAACGGUUGAGUCCGCCAGUGGAGGUGGCGGUGGGCCGUGGCAUCAUGAUCAUGUGCCGGACAGUGAUGGUCGAUGAAAUUUUGGUCGUUAUUAUCGUGGGAAUUCUUUGCACAAUUAUUGGAAAAUAGUCUGUUCAAAGCGAGCCUAUCAGCAGGAAAUCGGUUGCGUUCGUUUUCUUAUUAAGAAAAUUUGUUUGUAAAGUAACAUACAUGAUAUGAAAAAAACAGCUUUGUAAAAAAUGCUAGUUUCGGUUGAUUAACAAGAUUCUAAGAUUUGUAGAU